Molecule: messenger RNA, 714 nt
Organism: Adineta ricciae
Lineage: Eukaryota; Metazoa; Rotifera; Eurotatoria; Adinetida; Adinetidae
Source: the annotation of a GenBank genome assembly
AUGAGAGAAAAAAAUAACAUUAAGAUUAUCAACGCUAUGCAUGAAAUGAAUCAAAUGUUUACUCGAAAUUUACUACUCAGUGUAAGCACUGUUCUGCUACUGACAUGUUUCGACUUAAGCCGUAUAUAUAUGAAUCAAACACAAACGAAGACUACAUCUACAUCAAUCAAUGAUGACUUGUCGGAAGCUCAAUCUGAGGAGAUGUCAUCAGUUCCACCGCCAAAGAUGAAAAUGCAACUAGGACCCAUUAUUAAAUUUCGUUAUUGUCAAGGGUGUGGUUAUCAAAAUCUUUUCAAACAAUUCUCUGAAUUAGUUCGUACACAUUAUCCGAACAUGGCCGUCGUUGGAGAAAACUAUCCGCCGCAACCUUUGAAAGCUUUUCUUGCUCGACUUGUAUCAAUGAUUAAAAUGGCUCUACUAGUUUGUCUUCUAUUUGGUCAAAAUCCAUUUACUCUUCUUCGUAUUCCAACACCGAGGGUUUAUUCUUGGGCAUUGCAGAACAAAAUGUAUGCAUGUUUGAUGAUCUUCUUUCUUUCAAACUCAAUCGAAUCCUACUUGAUCGCCACGGGCGCAUUCGAAAUUACAGUCGAUGAUGUGCCAUUAUGGUCAAAAAUCGAUACGGGUCGUAUUCCUUCAUCGAACGAAUUCGUUCAAAUGUUACAAACAUUCAAUCCAAAUAAAGAUAUGAAUGAUUUCACACGUCUACAUAGUUAA